CACUGCCCAGAGGGAGUCAUGGCUGCAGAGAACCCCGUGGAAAGUCUCCAGGAGGAAGCUACAUGUCCCGUCUGUCUGGAGUAUUUCACAGAACCUGUCACUCUGGAGUGUGGGCACAAUUUCUGCCGAGCCUGCAUCAGCCAGUGCUGGGAGGGAUCCGAUACAGCCGCCUCCUGCCCUCAGUGCAGAGAAACUGUGCAACAGAGAAACCUCAGACGCAACAGGCAGCUGGCAAAUGUUGUAGAAAUCGCCAAGCGGCUGAGUUUACAGGCAGCAAAGGGAACAGGACGGGACGGGGUGUGUGGGGAACACCAGGAGACUCUGAAACUGUUCUGCGAAGAGGAUCAAACCCCCAUCUGUGUGAUCUGCAGAGAGUCCCGGGCUCAUCGCGCUCACACUGUGGUUCCCAUACAGGAAGCUGCCCAGGAGUACAAGGAAAAAAUCCAGGCCCAUUUGCAGACCCUGAGGGAAGAGAGAGAAAAGCUGCUGGGAUUUAAAGAGGCUGCAGAGAAGAGAAGCCAGGAGUAUCUGAAACAGACAGAAACCGAGAGGCGGAAGAUUGUGUCUGAAUUUCAGCAACUGCGGCAGUUCCUGGAGGAACAAGAGCGACUCCUGCUGGCCCAGCUGGAGAAGCUGGAUGAGGCAAUUGUGAAGAUACAGAAUGAAAAUGUCAGUAAACUCUCCGAGCAGAUUUCCCAUCUCAGUGAGCUGAUCAGUGAGAUGGAGGGGAAGUGUCAGAAGCCAGCGAGUGAAUUCCUGCAGGAUGUCAGAAGCACCUUGAGCAGAUGUGAGAAGGGGAAGUUCCAGCAGCCAAGGGAGAUUUCUCCUGAACUGGAAGUGAAACUCAGUGAUUUCUUCCAGAAAACUAUUGCUGUAAUGGAGACUCUGAGGAAGUUCAAAGACACUCUGCCAUCUGCACUGGAAACACCAAGAGGGGAACCCCUAGGAGCACACAGACAGGUGAAUGUGACUCUGGAUCCAGACACGGCUCAUCCCAUCCUCGUCCUGUCUGACGAUCAGAAAAGUGUGAGAUGGGGAGACACGCGACAGCGACUGCAAGAUAACCCUGAAAGAUUUGACUCUGAUCCCUGUGUGCUGAGCUGUGAGGGAUUCACCUCGGGGAGACAUUGCUGGGAGGUGGAGGUGGGGGAUGGGCGAUUCUGGGCUGUGGGGGUGGCCAGAGAGUCUGUGAGGCGGAAGGGAGGGAUGAACUGUAGCCCUGAGGGGGGGAUCUGGGCUGUGCGGCGGUGGUGGGGUCAGUUCCGGGCUCUCACCUCCCCUGUCACUCCCCUGCCCCUGAGCCGGGCCCCCAGCAGGAUCCGGGUUUGUCUGGACUGUGACCGGGGGCAGGUGACAUUUAUUGAUGCUGGUGACGAGGCCCCAAUCUUCACUUUCCCGUCGGCCUCAUUCAAUAGGGAGAGAAUCCAACUCUGGCUCCAGGUCGGACCCAGACACCCGGCUCAGACUGUGUCUCUGAGAUGGGGUGGGGAAGAUACCACUGCGAACCCUGAGAGCAGCCUCUCAGACAGCACAGUCUCUGUGACCCUGGAGAUUGCUUUGGGUCUCAGCCUUUGCACUGUCAAUCCAUAGAGAGCAUUCAUUGAGUGAGGUAGAGAAGCCAAUCUCAUUGUCCCACCAGGCAUUGUGCAGCCUGUUUGCCACAGUCCUCUAUGAUCCAGGACGACUCUGGGGAUUCUGGGUCAGACAGUGUCACUGAGACAUGGGGGUACAGCCCACUGGGAAUGGAAAAAUAGGCUUCUCUAGCCACAGUCCUCCUAGCCCCUAUGACCUGGAGCAUUCCCAUCUACCCAGCAUUAGGGCUUAUCUCUAUGACCCGGGAAGACUCCUGUCUACCCAACCUUUGAGCUCUAUGACCUCUGCAAGCCCCUCCCCCUCCCUUCUUACAGCCCCAGAGAUGGGAGUGGGAGGUGUGAAGAACCCCUGGAGCUGCAGGAGGAGCAGGUUUCAGAGUGGUUGCCGUGUUAGUCUGUAUCAGCAAAAACAACAAGGAGUCCUUGUGGCACCUUAGAGACUGACAAAUUUAUUUGAGCAUAAGCUUUCGUGGGCUACAGCCCACUUCUUUGAUGCAUAGAAUGGAACAUAAUAUUGAGGAGAUAUAUAUACACAUACAGAGACAUGUGGGAGUUGUCUUACCAACUCUGAGAGGCCAAUUAAGUAAGAGAAAAAAAACUUUUGAAGUGAUAAUCAUGAUAGCCCAGUACAGACAGUUUGAUAAGAAGCAAGUGAUGAUGUUAGCACCGCAUCUCCUCAGGCCUCUACAGCCAAAUGUGUGGGGAAGGUCACAUGCUGGAUACAAAUUCCUCUGAUCCAUGUAAACCUCAGGUUCUCACCCUGUUAUAGAAGACUCUGGAAUUACCUGUAGAAUGGGAAAGAUUGACCUGCUUUGCUACUUUGUAGCAGAGGCAGACCAAGCAGCAGCUACAAGGCCGGGUCGCACCCCGGCUGGCAGAUAGAAUCUCAGUGACCGAGAGACUUUUUCCUCUGGACCAGAUGAACUGGAACCAUAAACUCACCAAAUGAGGGUUAAUCCAGCCUCAUCAUCAUCUAGGGGGAGGGAUAGCUCAGUGGUUUGAGCAUUGGCCUGCUAAACCCAGGGUUAUGAGUUCAAUCUUUGAGGGGGCCACUUAGGAUUUGGGGCAAAAUCAGUACUUGGUCCUGCUAGUGAAGGCAGGGGGCUAGACUAGAUGACCUUUCAAGGUCCCUUCCAGUUCUAGGAGAUAGGAUAUCUUUAUUUAUUUAUAUCCACUCGUUAUACUCCACACCUGAACAUAGCUAUCAUAUGAACAACAUCCCCUCCUAGCUCAGUGUCCGUACUUUGACCCGUUAACCUUUUACCCCCAAUUGGGGCUAUUGCAGAUUAUGUAUUCCUUACGCCAGCUGAUCUUAAACCGAACUUCACACCCCUUGUUAAUCUGUAGGUUAUUCCCUGAUCACCAGAAACUUCUACGCCUAAACUCUGUACCGUACACUUUUUUUU
This is a messenger RNA of Malaclemys terrapin pileata, 2998 nucleotides long. Its product is annotated as zinc finger protein RFP-like. Gene Ontology annotation, molecular function: protein binding; zinc ion binding. NCBI's taxonomy places the organism in Eukaryota, Metazoa, Chordata, Testudines, Emydidae. The record is from RefSeq and is a predicted model, not a curated record.